AUGGUCCGCGGAAACUGUCUUAUCGAAGAUUUAAAACUCUUAAUAAACAAUACUCAAUAUAGUGACUUGGAAAUUGAAUGUAAGGACGGCGUUGUUCUCCAUGGUAAUUGUGCAAUCUUCGCAGCUCGUUCCGAAGUGUUCAAUAGGAUGCUCUUUACCAGGGAGAACGAAGCACCUAACAAAAAAGUAUCAUUUCCAAAAAUUGAUGCUUCUAUUAUGAAAAUUAUAAUUGAAUACCUAUAUACUGGCACGAUCGCCGACGAAACAUUAGCGGCAGAUAACAUAUUUGAAGCUUUGGACGCCGCCGAUUUUUUCCAAUUAAAGAAUCUCCAGGAUCUUGUUUCCGACUUUUAUAUACAAAUAUGCAGGAAGGAAGGAAUUGAUAAUAAAUCUCCGGAACUAUUGUCAAAAGCAAUUCAACUUAUGUCUUCGUCAACUGAUAAUGGGGCCAUUAAUUUUUUGGUGGAUACAGUUGCUAGGAUUCCGUUAGAUACUAUUGGAUUUGAUCGAUUAUCCUUACAAGCAUUGCGAUGUUUAUUAUCCAAGUCAAAUGAUGAAACCAAAAUUUUCGCUACUAGCGAAUAUUCAGUGCUGCGGUUUGCAAUUUUAUUGGCCGCGAAGAACGUAUCACAAGAGGCCUUUUCCACCUUGGAAAAAAAGUUACCAUCAUGGAAAAAGAUCGAAGAUGGGUUUGACUUUAAUAACAACGGUAUACCUGAUAUCGAGGAUGUUUGUGCUUCUACGGCCAACAUCUUGGCACCCAUUAUCGAAUUCAUCGACCUUCGACGUAUUGACGGAAAAAUUCUCGUCGACAUUAUUGAACCGUUGAAUUUGAUUCCAUAUAAAAAUCUGGUGGCCGCUUAUCGUUUUUAUACUUAUGAAAAGAGAUAUCUUCCGCUUUGUCGUGGCAUUAAUUUUAAGUGGGACAAGCAUGGUUGCGGUCCAUCUUUAUCUAUCAGUUCCGACGGGUACAUGGUAUCUUACGACGGAAGAGGGG
Acaulospora colombiana is the source of this 997-nucleotide messenger RNA. The record is from the annotation of a GenBank genome assembly. Lineage: Eukaryota; Fungi; Glomeromycota; Glomeromycetes; Diversisporales; Acaulosporaceae.